Molecule: messenger RNA, 336 nt
Organism: Geodia barretti
Lineage: Eukaryota; Metazoa; Porifera; Demospongiae; Tetractinellida; Geodiidae
Source: the annotation of a GenBank genome assembly
AUGCCACCCGACCGUAUCAUCCUAUCCGGUAUGCAGUUCUACGGGUUCCACGGUGUCAAUCCCGAGGAGCGUCGCCUCGGACAACCCUUCGUGGUAGAUUUGGAAGCCGAGUUGGAUCUGCAACCGGCCGGCGACUCCGACCGUCUGCAAGACACCGUCAGUUACACCCACCUUUACCGCGUGGUAAAGGCCGUGGUCGAAGGCGAGCCAAGGAAUCUUCUGGAAACCGCCGCCGCUGCCAUUGCCAACGGUGUUUUUGAGCAAAACCCGGCGGUAUGCGGUGUACGAGUGCGGGUGCAGAAGCCGCGCCCACCAAAUAAAAGGAUCGGUUAUUGA